AGAGAGAGAGCAGCCAUGGCUUCUUCUCUCCUCUCCUCCUCCCUUCUUCGCCAUCUCCCCCCUUCCUUCUUCUUCUCCCCUAAAACCUUCUCCCUCCCCCGCCCCCAGGUCUUCCUUCGCCGCGGGCCGCGCACCGCCGUCGCCACCCGGGCCAAGAAAAGCGACUCCGGCGCCGACCCCCCCAACCGCAUCCUCGCCGCCGCCUGCUACCUCUACCCUUUCCUCGACGGCGUCCAGUACGGCCGGUACGUCCUGGCCCAGUUCCCGGCCUUCCAGGUCCUCCUCCAGCCCCUCCUCCCCGCCAUCCGCCUCUUCCGCUCCUCCCCUCUCAACGGCUUCCUCCUCUUCCUCACCCUCUACUUCGCCGUCGUCCGCAACCCCUCCUUCAGCCGCUACGUCCGCUUCAACACCAUGCAGGCCAUCGUCCUCGACGUCCUCCUCAUCUUCCCCGACCUCCUCGAGCGCACCUUCAACCCCCGCCAAGGCCUCCCCCUCGAGCUCCUCCAGAGCGUCGACAGCACCGUCUUCUUCUUCCUCCUCAUCUCCUUGGUCUAUGGCUCGACCUCCUGCAUCCUGGGCCUGGUCCCCAGGCUGCCUAUCGUCGCCGACGCUGCCGAGCGCCAGGUCAUGUGACUUUCCUGCUGCUCUCCCUCUUCCCAUUAGGAAAGUUUCCAUCUUUACCAUAUUUUUCUUUUUUUUUUCCUUGGGAUCCUCUAAUUGGUCAUUUGGGUUAGUUCUUCCUUGUGGUUUGAAACUGGAAGCAGGGGAAUUGGAUUCUGCCUUUUGAUUAAGCUUAAAAUUGAAUAUAACUGGAAACAUGCUGCUUUUGGGAUGCUUGGGUUAUUGUUUUGUUGUCUCUGGUUGUAUUGCUGGUAGUUCAUGGAUUUCAUACUCUAAAUUAAAAAAUUCGCUUCUUUUGUUCUAUAUGGAUGGGAAAUCUCUUCCCCUAGCUAAUAAAUAAAUAGUAGUGAUAAUUUGCAGA
Phoenix dactylifera (date palm) is the source of this 982-nucleotide messenger RNA. RefSeq names its product protein TIC 20-v, chloroplastic-like. The record is from RefSeq and is a predicted model, not a curated record. NCBI's taxonomy places the organism in Eukaryota, Viridiplantae, Streptophyta, Magnoliopsida, Arecales, Arecaceae.